Molecule: messenger RNA, 7159 nt
Organism: Triplophysa dalaica
Lineage: Eukaryota; Metazoa; Chordata; Actinopteri; Cypriniformes; Nemacheilidae
Gene: osbpl7
Product: oxysterol binding protein-like 7
Exons: 23
Coding region: 403-3114 (903 amino acids)
Cellular component (GO): plasma membrane; intracellular membrane-bounded organelle; cytosol
Molecular function (GO): cholesterol binding
Source: RefSeq, a predicted model, not a curated record
AAAUCAGAAUGGCUGGUACUAAGGAUCCAAUUGGGUACAUGUAAUUCCUCCAGUCUUUGAGACUAAUGCGGAUAAUGAUUGGGAGGAUGUUAAAUCACCGGUAGAGGACGGUUCAGGAGCUCUCUGUUUGACUGAAUGUUGGUAUACGCAUGCAAUAUAGGUCGAUGCGUUCUUGCAUCUUAAAACAGUGGUCAAACUGGUUGUCUGGCCCGUCACGUAGUGUGACGCACGAGUCUAUCAAUGGCAGAAGGUCGAGAAGAUGCUUCUGAAAUACAUCACACACUGGUCAAAAGCAGGAGUCUCAGACAUAUCGUGCUCUAGUGUACAAUGAGAGUAAACCUUUAGCAGAGCUUAUCGACAUAUCAAGCUCAGCUAAUAAGUUCACAAGAGAACAUCGUCAAAAUGGAACCUCACUGGUCUUCAGCGGACCACAACCCAUCACAGAUGAGCGGUGUGGAGAAGACAUCUGCCGGCUGGUAUAAACCCACUCAUUCCAGAAGCAGCAGCACAGCAUCAUCACGCCACUCGCGUCUGAACAUAAAACAUUGGGAGGUGAUGGAUGACUUUCCAGAUAUGAAUCUCAUCGGAGAGAGCAUGCAGGAUUCAAAUCCUCGGGGAAUUUGUGAAGGGUACCUGAUGAAGAGGAGAAAGUGGCCUCUGAAAGGAUGGCAUAAGAGAUACUUUUACCUGGAUAAAGGGACCCUACGGUAUUCUAAAAACCAGUAUGAUUUUUCCAAAGGGAAGAUGCAUGGUUCAAUGGAUGUCAGUCUCGCAGUUAUGUCAGUAAACAAAAAAGCAGGACGCAUAGAUCUGGAUGCUGGACACAAUCUCUAUCACUUGAAAGCCAAAAGUCAUGAGUUAUAUAAUGUAUGGGUCACCAAGCUGAGUGCCCACAGAAUGUUUAAGAAGAACGAGGCUGCACACGUUCACAAUGGCUUUCUACAUGCCCUGACCCAAAGUAGCCAUUUAUCUCAGAAAAACAGUGCCAUGCCGGACAUGAGCACGUCUGCAUCUUACUUGGGUGAAACUCAAAAAGCGAAUCUGCCUUGCAGUAAUCCUGUUGUCAAUGGAAAAGUGUCAGCCUGGCUCCAGACCCAAGAGCCUGACGUCUGCGGCCAAGAGCUUAACCGUUGUCAACUGGAGUUGAAUGAACUUCAUCGGCAGGUUCAGAAGCUGCACUCUCUUGAGUCAGGCAAAGCAGUGAAUGACGAAGACCUUCAACGGAUUAUAAGCAUGCAGAAUCUUUCUAUAGACAAGCCCAAGAAGAAGCCUGGCAAGAUCUGGGGUCACUCUCGCACGCUCUCUAGAGUUGAAGCUCUUGGAACGCCAUUCCGUGGGAUCACUAAAUCGUUAUCAUCAAGCCACCUAAACAGCUCUUCCCACCUGGGAACCUCUGUGCCCUGCAUCCCAGAUUACGUCUCCACCCAGCUGACCCCACAUGUCCCCACAGUCCCCACCUCAACAGAAGGCAAGAAGCUUCAUCAGGAUAUCUGCUCCAUGUCUUUGAAAGUUCAUGCCUCUUUGCGAUCUGCACACGAGGCUCUCGCUCAGGAGCGCCUGCGGCUUAAGGACGCCUGGUCCAGCAGAGAGCUCCACCAGACCACAUCUGCACAGAUCAACAAUCUCUGUAGCCUGGCUGAGUUAGAUGUUAAUUCCCGUCACACCAAAGUCCACAAAUUGUCAGUGUCCUCUGAAUCUUCUGAAGACUCCUACCGCACUGUGCUACAAAGGAAGUUUGGUUCAGUCCGCAGUUCUGCACCGUCAGUUGCUGACUCGGCAGCGGAGUAUUUUGAUGCAUGUGAUGAGCUUGUGGGUGUGAGCUCUUCCGAGAUGUCCGAUGAGUCCGGUCUGAGUGACGGGUCCAUUAAUUCAGAACCUGAUGAGGCUCAUGCAAUCGCUUCACGCAAGUACCGGGCCAGUCUCUCAAAGGCGCCACCUAAACUCAACACCAACAAAUGUACUGGACGUCGUACUAGUUUGCCUGCGGUCUGUCCUGACAACAGUCACGUUGGCUUGAUGACCAUCCUCUACAACAACAUAGGGAAGGACCUGUCUCGCGUCUCCAUGCCGGCAGCUCUGAAUGAACCCGUUUGUCUCUUGCAGAGACUCUGUGAGGAACUGGAAUACUCUGAGCUACUGGACACAGCCAACCAUACUGAUGACCCCUAUCACAGAAUGGUUUAUAUUGCUGCUUUUGCCAUAUCUGGCUAUGCCUCAGCGCAAUAUCGCAAUCGCUACAAACCCUUCAAUCCUGUUCUGGGAGAGACGUUUGAGUGUAUCAGAGAGGACCGUGGCUUCCGUUACCUUAGCGAGCAGGUUUCACAUCAUCCACCCGUAUCGGCCUGUCAUGCAGAUUCCAACAAUUUCAGUUUCUGGCAGGACCAGAGAUGGAAGAACAAGUUUUGGGGCAAGUCUUUGGAGAUCAUGCCAACUGGGAUGGUGAAUGUGAUUUUAAAAAAGUACGGGGACCACUACGAAUGGAACAAAGUGGUGACAUGCAUCCACAAUGUCCUCAGUCAGCAGCGAUACCUCGAGCACUAUGGCGAGGUCAUCAUCCGCAACCUGGAAAGUUCAGUCUGCACCUGUAAGAUCACAUUUGUCAAGUCUCUUUACUGGGGUUCAGAUGGAUCCAAAAAUGAAGUGCUGGGUCAAGUUCUUGAUGAGACUGGUAAGGUCAUUCAUCGAUUCGGUGGAUUUUGGCACGAGGGGAUCUUCUGUGACACCGUGCCCAACCCACAAUGUAUCUGGAAGCCAAAUCCACAGCCAAAGAACUACAUGCUUUACUAUGGCUUCUCUAGCUUUGCUAUGGAAAUGAAUGAGCUGACCCAUGAACUUAAGCCUCUGCUGCCCCCUACAGAUACACGUUUACGCCCAGACCAAAGAUUACUUGAAGAGGGAAAAGUAGAUGAGACUGAUAAAAAGAAGGAUGAGGUGGAGGAAAAACAAAGAGAAAGGCGGAAGAUUCUGGCCAAGAAAGGAGAGGAACACAUUCCUCGCUUCUUCAGGAAAACCUUAGAUGCUGCUGGAAGGGAAGUGUGGCUGUUCAAUGGAACUUAUUGGAAGAUCAGGGAGAACCCAGGAUUUUCCAAGGUGAAGAACUUGGAGAUGUGGUAAAGGUAGAUUCCUGCAGAACGAGGACAUCCAUGUGAUGAAUUCAACUGGAUUUAAGAAAAGCGGUGUUAAUUUGAAGCUUUUGGGUGCAUGGAUGAAUUGCUCUGGGAUUUUUCCACUGAGCAAGGAUGGUGCUUUUUCCCGACAGGAAUGGGAUACAUUUAUAAUUGUUGGUGAGGACAUAAACUCUUGUGGACAGUGUGACCUUGUCUUCCGCUUUGGAUAAAAUAUAAACCCGGAUUACAAACUAUAAGGUGAACGGCAGAUGUACUUGAGCUCUGGAGAUGUUUGGUUUUAACCACCUGUUGUGUGAGCACAUUUCAAUGAACUACGCUAAAUGGCUUUUCCGUUCAGAUAAGCACUUGUUUGACAAUGGAGACAAUCGUAAGAGUUUAUCUCAGUGGAGUCCGAAUGAAGACCAAAAACAAGAAGACCAAGAUCAAGAACUAUUUAUGCGUGCUAACUCUUUUUUUAAACAUAAGAUUUACUCUUGGUUAACUUUUUAAUGGGUCUGUUAUUUCUUCUGUUAGAGUCACGGCUCAACCUGAGCAGGAUUUAGCCUUAAAUGGAUUAAUUCUAAUUCUGGUCCUCAUUGACUUACACUGAAGGAGAGGUGAGAUGUAUGCUCUGCCCUCUUGUAUUUUAUUUCGUAAAGCAAGUGUCAUUAUAUUUUAUAUUUUGGGCCAUUAUAUUAUGUUUGUUGAUAAGUGAAUUUUGCUUACAGUUAAAGUCUUACAUGAAAGUUGUUUUUUUUGGAAACGCUUCUUUGUACUCUUGGCCAAAAUACUGUUUAAGAACAUUCUCAGUGUACAAAUGUACAAUUAAUAAUAAAAAGCCAUGAGCUGCAUUGUAAAUCACAAUGGCAAAAUCGAGAGAAAAUGCAAACUUAAUUUAGUAUAGUUUCAUCUUUAUUACAUUUAGAAUAAAUCAAAAACAUCAUUUAUUAAUAUUUACAGUAUUUUGACAGGGUUCUGCCGUAUCUGAGGCUCAGUGUGCUUGAGGAAAUACAUGUUUAUUUGACACCUCUUUAAUUAUUAAGAUUUGUCGCUAUUAACUCAAAAGAAAAAUACUCAAACAUCAGUUGGUGCCAUUGAAAACAUACUAUAAAUAGGUUCCAUGAAAGACCUGAUAUUGACUUGAAGAUAUGAGGAGCAUAAUGUCCACCAGGGGUCAGCCAAAACAUAGAUUCAUUACUAAUAAGACCACAACAGACAAUUUGCUUUAAGUGCACACCAACAGUAAAAAAAGUUUUAGUGCAAGUGUAAAAAACAAAACAAAAAGUAACCAUACAGCAACAUGAAUUAUACACCUUUUAAAUUAACAUAGAAACACUGUUUAAUUGCACUUUAAAUUUCAAAUGGUCUGCGAUUGUAUUAUUUCUCUUGUAACCACAUUGUUUUUAUUUGUCACUUUAAACGCUAAUAUCUAAAUGGACUAAACCCGUUAACAAAAUAAUUCUUACAAAUGACAGAAUAUUAAACCAGUGUCUUUUACCUGUUUGUCGGCAUAAAUAAUUAUUGGCACGUAUUACUGAUAUUUAUUCAUGGCUUUUGAAUCCAGUGAAGGCAUUGUAAAAUAAUGCCACGAUUGCCUCUAGAUCUGUUUACUCUCUUUUUUCACUUGGGUUUGCAUCACACGCAUAAAAGACAGAGGCAGUUAGAGUCCGUUUGCUGACUUUUAAAAAUUUCCUCAAUUUAUUUGUCACCCCUUGCUUAUGUGCAUGUAAGGGUAUACGUUGACUGUGUGUCAUAUGGAAGGAGCAGGAAACUUCAGUACAUGUACGAUUAUGAUGUUUGGCGAGGGCUUGUGGGCUUCUGCUGUGGCGUUUUGUCACCCACUUAUCAAUCUGAGGUCAUUCUCACCUCUGAACGCCAGUUGUGCCUGAUAGGUUCACACUAAAGGCUUUUUCUUCCUCUGUGUCAUUGACGUCUAUGUGUGGGCUGUUUGCAUGUUACUCCGUUGUUUGAAUAAAGAUGAUGUCUAGUCAGUCUGAAGCCCCUGCCAGGUGUCCAUUUUUCCACCCUGUCUGUCUGCAUGCUGUCAUGCGUGACGCCUUGAGGCUUCAUGCUGUUGCUAUAAGUUUGUCCCGGUUACGGGUCAGAUCAGAUUGAGAGUUAAUCAAACUCGCCCUGACUUUAACUAUCGAGACCUUAGGAUUACAAGGCUUUGCCUAAAACAAGCACCUUACGAGUAAUCAGUUUUACUUCUUGACAUUAAAACAAUGAAGAAGCUUUUAGCUUAGUAGAAUAUAAUUUUAUUCAUUUAUUUUAUGAAGACCUUAGAGGAAUUUUUCUCCAAAAAGGGCCCCCAUCGACUUGACUGGCUCUCCAGUUUUUGCCAAGUGGUUGAUAUCCUUAGGACAACAUCUCGUUGACACUGGGACAACAUUUACAUCAACCAAGCAGAUUUCAGAAAUAAGUUUAAAGCUUCUUUUAAAUGUAAUCUUCCAACCAGGAUUUGGUGCUUCUACCAUUGUUUUUCACUUCAUUUCCCUCUGACUUUUGGGUUAAGUUAUGGUUAGGGUUGGGGUUUGGUUAAGGUUUAGAUAUGACAAAAUUUGUUGUCCCGAGGACAUCAACCACUUGGCAAAAUCAGGUCGAGCGACUUGACCAUAGUAAUGUUUACUUUCCUACUAUGGUAAGCCAAUGUGGAACAUUUUUUGGGUGACCUUUUGCCCUAGCUAAAAUGAAUACAUAUUUAGAUUAUACAUUUUUGCAUGUUUAAGUUCUUUUUAUCCUGAUAUCUUAGCUUAUGGUUUAAAAGAUUUUAGUUUUAUUUGGUGACAUUUGUUAAACUAUAAAAAAACAAGUUGCACUCUAGUCUGUACACUAAUGUCCUCUCUGACUUAUUAACCUUUAACUUUCUUUCACUUUGUACUUUUUAUCGCUCUUGUGAGGUGUUGUGCAGUUUUAUGUGCUUGAACCUACAAGAGGACUGAUGGAAAAGACAUAAGUACUAUAUGUGAACUCUGUUCUUUAAAGUAAAUAGAGUAUGAAUUGUAACGUAUGACCUCCUUUAACCAAAAUAUGUCUGUCUAUUAAAAGAUAGAAUCGCAGCUGGUGCAUAGAGCCAUGCUGUUUUAGACACUGUGGCUAUUUCAUUUCAGCAUGUGUUGUCUGAGUGGUCUAGGCUUUGUGCUUAUUGCUCAUGCUUUCCAAAAUUUGGCCUUUGAAAAAUGCACAAAAGUAGAAUGUAUAAGGGACAUUUGACCAAACACAGAAAAAAAUUCAUCAUUUUCUUACUUUGAUGUCACUCCAAACUUUUAUGACUUGUAUUUCUUCUGCAGGAAACAAAAGAAGAUAAUUUUGAAAAAUGCUGGAACCAAACAACAUUGGAGCCCAUUGAUUUCCAUUGUGCGGAGCUCAAAAAGCUGCUUACUAACAAUGGUAGUGAAUAUUGACCACUGCUAGUCCCCAUCCACUUUUAUUUUAUAGCUGCAGUUUGGACAUUCUGGGUAAAUAUAUGAAAGUCAGUCACAAGGAUUUUGAACGACAUAACACUGACUACAUUGGAAUCUUCAUUUUUGGGGUGAACGGUCGCUUUAAGGACAUAUGAGAAAUGUGGCGAAAACUAUUUGAUCGUAUGUUUGUGUGUCCUUGUGAAAGAGUGAUGCGUGGGUUUAGCGAGGUGUUUACGUGUCUGCGUUUGAUGAGGGGGACGAGACAGUUCCUUUGGGGGAGUGUCAGCAGGUGUGGUGUGAAAUCUUUAGCUGCUUGAGCGUCUGAAGUCGAACAGGUCUGUCUGUGUGUGUCUUCAGGCAAGUGUCUCAAUGCAGUCACAUCGUCUCGGCUCUUACGGUGACCUUCAGAACACCUCCACGUGACCUUACCCCCAGACAACUAACACUUGACACACAAAGCACAAAGGGGCCACCAAACAUGAAGCAGAGAUGAUUGUAAUGUCUGGCACUAUACAGAGAACCAGUUAGAGUCUCUUCACAUUGUCAAAAUGCUGUGAAUCGGAUGGUGCCUUGGUCUCCAUUAUGAGACCAAAACCUAUUUCAUGUUUUGCAUCAAUAAAAUUUCAUUUGUGCUUUCAAAAAUCGAAU